AUGUCAGAUACUCAAUCGGUCUAUUGGACGGAAAUCAAUUCAGAUACGGAUGAUGGCAACCCCGUUGAGAUUUUGAUGAAAGAAUGCGGCUGCACCAGAGAGAGAGCUAUCGAUUUACUCAGCAUUUGCGAUAAUGAUGUCGAGGCGGCCAAGAGACAUAAUGAUCUUUUCCAGGUAUACACGCAAGAUUUAACCCCUUCCCUUGACUAUGGGCGCGGCAGCCUCUCAGUUAGGAGUUUAUCAACCUCUCAAACAAAUACUCCCUUAUCAAACCAAAUACUUCCCAACGCUGAGUCCCAUAACGAUAGUCAAGUCUCCACCAAAGAUGCGCAUGGCAAUGGCUCUGACAGAGAAUGGGACUUUGUUUUGCCAAGCCUGCUGGAUAUGUCUCUUGAAGGGAUAGACUAUUUCGACUCGUAUAGUCUUGCAUCAGCCAUUCAACAUGGCGUUACAGCUUCUCAUAUCCGAAGCUAUCUCAAUCUUUGUAAUCCAGCAGUCACGGAACAAGACAUCAACUCCACAAUUGAAGGUUUUCCUCUCAUGUUUUAUGCCGUUGCAUCCAAUGACGAGAAUAUUACGCGGCUCCUCAUCGAGCUUAAAGCGAGUCCUAAUGCUGUACAUGAAUCAUCGCACGUCCCUUUGUUGGCAUUUGCAAUCAUGUGCAGUGAAACACUGCAAAUUGACACUGCAAACAUGGUUUGCGUCCUCCUCAGCAAAGGAGCUUCACCCUGCGUUAUUCCCAAGGAUUUAUUUACGCCGUAUCUAAAGGAUCAUGCAACGAACUUGGGGCAGAAAGACCAGAAAGAUGCUGAGGUGACUGGAGAGGCAGCGUGGUGCUCCCCGACGACAAAAGCCAGGCUUUCCAAGAAUAUUAAUCUCACUCAUCGAUAUUUCUUGGAAAAGUCUACCCAGUUGAAACCACCCUCAACUAAGAGGCGACAAAUUGCCAGACUCAGAAAUUGCCAGGGACUUCUAGGCAUUCCAUAUUUCCUUAUUGGGCAAUCUGUCGCCACAGAGCUGCUCAUUCAAAAAUUGCUCAUUCAUUUGAUGUUGCCGGCUAAAAACCCUCUCGUUUUGUGCUUUGCUGGGCCGAGUGGUCAUGGAAAGACUGAGCUAGCAAGACAACUGGGCCAUCUACUCUCCUUGGACCUGGAAGUAGUUGAUUGUACCACGUUCAGCCAUGAAAUGGAAUUGUUUGGUCCCAGGAGGCCUUAUAUUGGGUAUGAAAAGGGCUCAGCAGUGAACAACUUUCUCGUCGGACAUUCUGGGAGGAGAUGCAUUAUCUUCCUAGACGAAUUUGAAAAGACAACUCCGGAAAUUCAUUCAUCUCUACUGCUCCCAUUUGAUAAUGGCGAGUAUCAAGAUAGGCGUAAUGGUGACAAGAUUAAUUGCUCAAACACGAUAUGGAUACUGGCAACAAAUGCACUAGAUAAUUCUAUUUUGGACUUUUGCGAAGAGAAUAAUCUCAUAACCGGCAAUAUCGGAGACGAGAAAACUCGACUAGUCAGAAAACUCUCACAGCAGCUACGAGAGAGCUUUCUACAGCAAUUUGGUGCACCUGUUACUGGCCGUAUCUCAGACUUCAUUCCCUUGCUGCCUUUUACAGUUGGUGAACAAGCUGUCAUCACUCAUAAAUGCUUGUUAGGAUUGGCUCAGGAUCUGCGCCUCCCAAUAUGCCUAAUCAAGGGCCCAUCAGAGAGACUUAUCGGCAACAUUAGGCUGCUGAUUAGAAGAGAUGGUACUGUAUGCUCUACACUUGCAAAAUCUCACUACCACGUCAAGUUGGGGGCUCGUAGUUUGAUGGCUGGGGCAGAGAAGGUAAAACGCAUCGUUCUAGACGUGUACCUCGAUGACGAUGAGGAGAUUACGGAACAACACGACUUGCGUGACUUUGUCAUUGAUGUGGACGAUGGGGAUAUUGUAGGCAAGAUCUUGACGGAUACUCGAGCGAAUAUUCAGCCAUGA
Messenger RNA from Trichoderma asperellum CBS 433.97, 1965 nucleotides. RefSeq lists its product as uncharacterized. Gene Ontology annotation, molecular function: ATP hydrolysis activity; ATP binding. Gene Ontology annotation, cellular component: cytoplasm; mitochondrion. Lineage: Eukaryota; Fungi; Ascomycota; Sordariomycetes; Hypocreales; Hypocreaceae. Gene Ontology annotation, biological process: cellular response to heat. The record is from RefSeq and is a predicted model, not a curated record.